CGCGUUUCCGCCCGCGCCGCUAGCAGCGCUGCACCGCGUCCCCGGAGAGGCUCGGCGCGGCACCCGAGCUGCGCCCAGCGGCAGCUACCGGCAGGGGCGGGGAGGGAGCUGGCGACAGACGCGAUGCAGUGAGCGGGCGGGCGGGCCUGGUUGGCCAUGGCUUCCCCAUUCCCGGCCUCGGCCGGCAACAGCGGCGGCGAGCCGAGCUCCGGGGAGGAGUCGGGCGGGCAGGAGGAGGAGGCCCGGGCGCUGGCGGAGCAGUUCGAGCGGGCGGCCGAGCGACUGCCGGGGCUGAUGCAGGCGGCCAGCAGGGAGCAGCUCCUCUACCUGUACGCCAGGUACAAGCAGGUCAAAUUUGGAAACUGUAACACUCCCAAGCCCAGUUUCUUUGAUUUUGAAGGAAAGCAGAAAUGGGAAGCGUGGAAAGCGCUGGGAGAUUCAAGUCCCCACCAGGCUAUGCAAGAAUACAUUGCCACAGUGAAGAAACUGGAUCCCAGUUGGAAUCCUCAGACACCAGAGAAGAGAGGAAAGGAAGGAAAAACUGGGUUUGGAGGCCCAGUUGUCAGCUCGCUGUAUCAGGAAGAAACCAUCAGGGAGGAAGACAAGAACAUAUUUGAUUACUGCAGAGAAAACAACAUUGACCAUGUAACCAAAGCCAUACAAUCAAAAAAAGUGGAUGUGAAUAUGAAAGAUGAAGAGGGCAGGGCUUUGCUCCACUGGGCAUGUGACCGAGGACACAAGGAGCUGGUCUCGGUACUGCUACAGCAUGCAGCCGAUGUUAACAGCCAGGAUGACGAAGGCCAGACCGCACUGCAUUAUGCCUCCGCCUGUGAGUUUUUUGACAUUGUGGAGCUGCUGCUGAAGUCUGGAGCUGAUCCCACCCUUUUGGACCAAGAAGGCUGCCUGCCUGAAGAGGUGACGGACUGUAAAGCAAUCACUUCCCUGCUGCAGCAGCACACGGCUGGCAAAACCUAACCAGAAGGACUGCACCAGCACGGGGCUUCAAGAGUGGACAGAAACGGCAAUAAUCCCCACCCCACCCCCAUUCUAACCCCCACAACCCUCUUUAAUAUGCAUUGUUUUUUGAGAGUCGGGCAUGACGUUUGGGAGGGCUGGGUGCCUGGCAAAUCUACCAGCAUAAGUCUUUGGAAGGAGUAAACACUGCAUAAUAGAAUCCAUUUUUGCAUGCUCUGGAAUUUAUUACUGCUCUGGGUGGGUGGGGGGGACUCAGACAACAUCUGACUAUAUUUAGACGCGGCUGCUCUUUUGAAAAAUAUACAUGACUAGUGAGAGGUGAUCAAAUCAGCACUGAAGAUUCAGAUGUGACCAAAUAAGAUCUAGGGAAAUCAGGUGUGGUACCAUUGAGGGAAGCUGAGCUGUAUUUCCCUUGGCCCAGACAAAUACUAUAAAUAAAAGAGAGAGCACAAGGUCAUACGUUGUUCCUUUCUGGUCUUUGGACGGGGGUAGUGGCCUGAUUCCUGUGAAGCUAUUGGCACUGGGGCCUUUCAGAUGUACCAGCACACUCCACUCAGAGGGGUAUUCCAGAAAGUGUUCUUCAAAAAGAAAAUGACAAAAACAAAGACUGAGCCAGUGCAAUCUCCUGCUCAGUUCCAUGGGAGAUGAUGGGGUUUUUAGUGUGUGUCACUCUGUAUUCUAGAUAUGAAGUAUAUUAGUGCACCAUUAAUGAUGUAAGAGGAGGAGAGACGUCAGUACUGUGCCCGUAUCUUGAGUGAAGUCACAAAAUAUAAUUUUAUCAUUCAUGCAACUGCUUAUUAAAGGGAAAAUAUUGCAGAGUAAAAA
Chelonia mydas (Green sea turtle) is the source of this 1800-nucleotide messenger RNA. It is a transcript of the gene ACBD6, whose product is annotated as acyl-CoA binding domain containing 6. The record is from RefSeq and is a predicted model, not a curated record. Gene Ontology annotation, molecular function: fatty-acyl-CoA binding; protein binding. The transcript is spliced from 8 exons. Lineage: Eukaryota; Metazoa; Chordata; Testudines; Cheloniidae. Bases 157 to 975 code for a protein of 272 amino acids.